AAAACCCGGCUCCAGAUCUCUCGAGAGGUCCAUGUAGCUCGCGCCCCUCCUCACCUCGCGGAGGGAGAGCAGCCGGCUUGUCGGAAAGAAACCGCGACGCGACGCGACGACGACGACGAGGAGAGAUGGGGGCCGACACCGGCGAGCCCAGCUCCUUCCUCAGCUUAUCUGCCGCCUUUUCCUAUGGAAUCGCAUCUAUGGCAAUGGUUUUCGUGAACAAAGCAAUUCUUAUGCAGUAUGCUCACUCAAUGACUCUUCUCACCUUGCAGCAAAUAGCUACAGCAAUUUUCAUACAUUUUGGUCAAAUUCUAGGAAUGUCUAAAAGAAAAGAUUUCAGUAUAGCAACAGGAAGGAAACUUCUUCCAGUGUCGAUUUUCUACAAUGCAAAUGUUGCAUUUGCUCUAGCAAGCCUAAAGGGUGUUAAUAUUCCUAUGUAUAUUGCAAUUAAGAGGCUCACUCCCCUUGCUGUACUGGUGGCUGGGUGUUUACGGGGAAAGGGGAAACCACCAACACAGGUGUCCCUUUCAGUUAUCUGCACGGCUGCUGGAGUACUUAUUGCAGCUCUUGGAGAUUUUUCCUUUGACUUGUAUGGAUACUCCAUGGCUCUGACGUCUGUCUUCUUCCAGACAAUGUAUUUGAUUCUAGUGGAGAAAUCAGGUGCAGAGGAUGGUCUUUCCUCUGUGGAAUUGAUGUUCUAUAACAGCGUUCUAUCACUUCCCUUUCUGUUUUUCAUCAUUAUAGCAACAGGAGAAUUCCCCUAUUCUCUUUCAGUACUCUCUGAAAAGACAGCCUCUCUAUCAUUCAGUGUUAUUCUUUUUGUUUCACUGGUGAUGGGCAUCGUCCUAAACUUCACAAUGUUUUGGUGCACGAUCGUGAACUCUGCCCUGACGACAACGAUAGUAGGAGUUCUCAAGGGUGUUGGAUCUACUACCCUGGGUUUCGUUCUGCUGGGAGGUGUGGAAGUACAUACGCUCAACGUUACUGGAUUGGUGAUCAACACAUUUGGAGGUGUCUGGUAUUCGUAUGCGAAGUAUAUGCAGAAGAGGAAGAUGCCACGAAGGACUGCACCAGAUGUAGAGGCACAUCCUCACAAGUAGUAACACUAGAUUCAGUAGCCCUUAAGCAUUCUUUAAGCAGACAAAUUACUGAAUACCACUUCCAAUCCAUUUUUUUUUUUACCUGGUCUCCAGUUCUAGCACCGGCAAAAUAGCUGGUGUAGCUAAGGUAGCUAAAUUAACUGUUUGUUCUGUAAAAGACCAGUAUUUUACCUGGCUAUAAUGUUAUCCACUAUCAGUAUCAGUAAUUCAGUUUGCCCUUCAGAUUGGCAUAUGAAACACAAAUGACUGAUCCCAUUUUUUCGCUUAUGCU
This is a messenger RNA of Oryza brachyantha (malo sina), 1368 nucleotides long. RefSeq names its product UDP-galactose/UDP-glucose transporter 7. Bases 126 to 1097 code for a protein of 323 amino acids. The record is from RefSeq and is a predicted model, not a curated record. The transcript is spliced from 7 exons. Lineage: Eukaryota; Viridiplantae; Streptophyta; Magnoliopsida; Poales; Poaceae. Gene Ontology annotation, cellular component: Golgi apparatus. Gene Ontology annotation, molecular function: antiporter activity; UDP-galactose transmembrane transporter activity; UDP-glucose transmembrane transporter activity.